CUCGUGUAAUAGAAUUAGUCCGAUUCCAGAUAAUCGAAAUGGAAUGCAUUAGCGCAAAAUACUAAUAGGUUCCUCUAGUGUUUUCGUCAAUCAAGCUUUUCGAUAAUUGUGUAUUUAAAUAUUAUCAAACAGUAUUUGGAUGACGUCCAGGUCAAUAAACUUCAGCCAUGGGGGACAUGUUCAGGAGCGAAGAGAUGGUGCUGUGCCAGCUUUUCGUACAACCGGAGUCCGCAUACGUCUCCAUGUACGAGCUAGGGGAGGCCGGCAUCGCGCAGUUUAGAGACCUGAACCCCCACGUAAAUGACUUCCAACGUCGCUACGUCACAGAAGUACGGCGUUGCAGUGAAAUGGAACGGAAGCUGCGAUGGGUCGGCUCCCAGCUACCAGAACCCCCUCCACCUCCUCAACCGGGGCCUACGAACUUGACUCCGAGGGAGAUCAACAUACUUGAGGAAAGAAUCGACUACAUCGAAUCAGAAAUCCAAGAGAUCACCCGCAACGCCCAAAACCUAAAAACCGACUACCUAUCCCUCAUCGAGCUGAAGAUUCUCAUCGAGAAAAUGCAGACGUUCUUCCAAGACCACAGCGCCCAGAGGAAGAUAUCAGCAUCAGUCCACAUAUAUAAUGGAGAUGGGGUGUUGGCACAUCUUGGGUUUAUAGCGGGGGUGGUCGCGACGCACAGAGUGCACUCGUUUGAGAGGAUGUUAUGGAGGAUCUCGCACGGAAAUAUUUUCUUUAAACAAGCACAUAUUGAGCAGCCGCUCAGGGACCAAGUGACGGGUCACGACCUCCAAAAGACAGUGUUCGUGGUGUUCUUCCACGGCGAGCAGAUCAAGCUGCGAGUGAAGAAAGUCUGCCACGGUUUCCAAGCGACGCUAUACCCUUGCCCUGCCACGUACAAGGAGCAACUGGACAUGUUAGCUGGAGUAUCUACUAGGAUACAGGACUUAGACUUGGUGCUUCAGCAAACAGAAAACCACCGCCGCCUCGUCCUCCAGAAUAUCGCGCGUGACAUCAGUACGUGGAUGGUAGCAGUUCGCAGGGAGAAGGCCAUAUAUCACACGCUGAACAUGUUCAGUAUGGAUAUCGUCAAGAAAUGCCUCAUAGCGGAGUGCUGGGUGCCAAGAACAGAUCUUGGUAUACUACAGAAAGCUCUGGAUGAUGGAGUGAGAGCCACGGGCAGCCUGAUCCCCUCGAUCAUGCACCACGUGAACACACAAGAGAUACCGCCUACUUACAACCGCACUAACAAGUUCACUGCCGGCUUCCAAGCCCUCAUUGAUUCCUAUGGAAUUGCGAGCUACAGAGAAGUCAACCCAGCUCUAUACACGAUCAUAACAUUCCCUUUUCUCUUCGCCGUGAUGUUCGGCGACUUCGGCCACGGAAUUAUCAUGACCGCCUUCGCCGCCACCCUUGUCAUCAUGGAAAAGCGCUUCCUAAAAAUGAAGAGUGACAACGAAAUCUGGAACAUCUUCUUCGCCGGCCGCUACAUCAUCCUCCUAAUGGGGAUAUUCUCCAUGUACACUGGCUUAAUAUACAACGAUAUGUUCUCUAAAAGUUUGAAUAUCUUUGGGAGUAGCUGGAUAAAUUUGUAUGAUCAACGGACGCUGAAUACGUCUCAUGCGUUUAAUUUGGAGCCGGCGGAAGCGUAUGUUCAAGUGCCGUAUCCAUUUGGGUUGGAUCCAGUGUGGCAAUUUGCAGAGAAUAACAUAAUAUUCCUAAACUCAUUCAAGAUGAAAUUAUCAAUCAUAUUUGGAGUGAUACAUAUGGCGUUCGGUGUAACAAUGAGUGUGGUAAACUUCAACUUCCUGAGGAAGAAGCAGAUGAUAUACUUGCAGUACAUACCGCAGAUACUGUUCUUGUUGCUGCUGUUUUGGUAUCUUUGUAUACUGAUGUUUAUGAAGUGGACGAUGUAUUCGGCUAUUUCACCAGACCCCGCCUACAACACGCACUGCGCGCCCUCCGUCCUCAUCCUCUUCAUCAACAUGAUGCUAAUGACUGAGACAGUGGCAAAGCCGCCAUGUAAAGCCUACAUAUUCCCAGGGCAGGGCGCGCUGCAGUCCACAUGCAUUGCGAUUGCGUUGCUGUGUGUUCCCGUCAUGUUGUUCGGGAAGCCGAUAUACCAUAUCAUGGCGGAGAGGAAACGAAGGAAAUACCAGCAAGGUGUGGAAAGCGGUGAAGUUACAGAAAAGGACCCCCAUGAUGGAGGCAUGGGCGAGAUGUUGAUCACGCAGGCCAUACAUACCAUCGAGUACGUGCUGGGCACCGUCUCACACACGGCCUCGUAUCUGCGGUUGUGGGCGCUCUCGCUCGCGCAUGCACAACUCUCAGCAGUUUUGUGGCAGCGAGUGCUAGUAAACGGGCUAGGAAAUUUCCCCAUGAAAGGGAUCGUCAUGUACUUCGUGUUCGCCAUAUGGGCGUUCUUCACGCUCGCCAUCUUGGUGCUCAUGGAGGGGCUUUCGGCGUUCCUACACACGCUACGGUUGCAUUGGGUCGAGUUCAUGAGUAAAUUCUACGAAGGGCAGGGCUACCCAUUCAUGCCUUUUUCCUUUUCCGCCAUCUUGGAGAACGAAGAUGACGAGAUGGGGCAGGGGAACAGCGCGCCCCCGGAGACUCCCAUCAGCUAUUAGAGGCCCCAAGGGUGUGUAAGUCACCGGUCAGCUCAACUGGUUAUGGACCACUGAAUCAAAUACUAUGUAAUUAUCAUGUUUGACAGGGAAUUCACGUUAUUCUUCUAACGUAUGAGUCGCAUGACGCGUUCUCCUUCACGAUUGAUUGAUUGUUUCAGUGACAGCACUCGUCUGGACUUUCAAGUAAAAUAAGGUGUAUUGGAAUAACUUCGAACGCGGGAUAUUUGGGAUUUGAAAAUCGCUAAUUUUUACUAAACAAGAAUCAUUUUCUAUUGUAGCAACAAUUAGCAAGAUGUUGAUGUGAAUGAUGAUGAUAAGCGUUGCAGUAGUGUAAUAUAUAUACAUUAUAUAGAUAGAAUAUUCACGAAAUAAAAAUAAUGAAAACGGAUUAUAUCGCGUAUAUUGAAUUUAUAAUACAUCCCUACGUUUCGAACCCUUUACAGCGUUGGUGGUCAACGGGUGACUGUUAAAUUUCUCGUAUUUAGUUAUAUAUUUCAUAGGUUUAGCGUUGAGUGGUCCAACCAACAUUUUCUUAUAUUAAAGACAUGUGUUCACAUAUUUUGAGGUCUUUUUUGAGAAAUUUGAAGCUGACCGGCUAGUAUUAAGCAUAUCGCUUGUAAAAGACUUUCUUAUAUAAUAAGUUCUUCAAAACACCGUCAUCACACAACGAAAUAUCUGCAUAUUUUGGGUCACUAUGCUCGAUUUUGAAGUUUCACAAAAUUAAAUUUCAAAGAACAAUCAGAACAUACGAUAUUCUUACUAAAACUAAAAAUACUUGAAAUCAUUGUUAAUCAUAAUCAUUAUCAGGAUAGGUUAGGAUUCUAAUGAUAUAAAUGAUGGUAAAAAUUGAAAAUUAAGUUACCUGCGCCAAAUAAGGCCAUCGUUAUUUUUGUUUAUUAUUGUUCUUAUUUUCAAUAUGAACUUGCAGUUUUUCUAUGUUACCUACUAGCGGACAUGGACGCAAAAUUUGCACCCAUUCACACUAAUAAAAGUAUGAAAUUUUGGAAGUUAGCACGCUUAAGAACCGGGCCUUAUUUGGUGAAGGUAAAAUGCAUUAUGUGAAUAAUCAUGGAGAUUGAACAAAAAUAAAUGUUUGCGAGCAUGUUAGUAUGUAUGACAAUGUGUGACAUGGUCAAUAAACUCAAAAACAUACAAAACAGAUCCCAACAUAAUUUCACUCAUAUCCGAAGAACUUUUUAUCAUAUCUCACUUCAGAAAAAGGAAAGUGUCAUAGCCAUAACCGAGAACCUCUUCGAUUAUUCGUCUAUUAGCCUCUAUGUUGCCUCGAUUAAGUAAGAGUGAUAGAGAGGCAAACAGACGAGCCACCGACUAGGUUAGCGUUAGACCCCAAACAUGCAAUUUAAUGAGCUGUAUAAAAAUAAAAGCAGAGAGACGUGAGGUGUAGACAAGAUUAUAUUUGGCCCUGAGAUAGUGUUGCUACAAGCAUGUGGCAAUAGUAUGUGUAAUAAUUAUUGGAAUGCAUUCCUUUGUCCUUUAAUUGAUGUAAAUGUUUUAUUGUAACAAAUAUUUUUUCUUGCAUCUUUGUGUUUAUUGGCAUUUUUGUGGUAAAAUCGAUUAUAAUUGCGAAAUCUUGUCUUCUUACUUACAUCACCGACAUUGGACUUCCAACGUCUGCUGUCAAACAGUCUUCUUGCCAGUAAAAUAAAUAAGUGGGUGCCACCAUGUGCCACUGAAAAUCCGCAGCAUGGCAAAGGCUCUAGGAGGAUAUAACCAAAUGGAGUAGCCAAUUAACAGGCGUUCCCCUCUGUCGAAAAUAGUCGGCCAAUGGUCAUACACAAUGUAUGGACUGACGUUUAUCUGACAUGGCUAUUUUUACGUUACGUAUAUAUACAUUUGACGUUCCCCUCCCCCGCAGAAAUCGAUAGACUUUUUGUCUCCGUCUCCGUUUGGUUAUAUCCUCCUAGCAAAGGCCAAAUAAAAUCUUGUCAGGGUUAGUACAAUGAUUUGAAAGAUUUUUUGAACGGAAAUCAUGAAAGGACACCAUUAAUUUUAAACAAAGUUAUUGUUGAAAAGACCUUUUUUACUUCUAGACUUAGUGUUUACACAUUCGAACAAAUAUUGCGAGUUGAUUAUAUCAUUAAUAUAUUUUAGUUGUAAUAUAUUUUAAUAUAUAUCGACGAUAUAAGAAAUAUAUGUUAAAAUAUCGUAAGUUAAGAAAGUUUGUUAUUUUUGUUCAAAUCUAUUUAUUGUUUGAAACCAAAGAUUAAUUGAUUUUUUAUUAUUUUAAAUUUUUCUAUCUGUGCCUUUCGAUAAAAACUAUUUAAAAUAUAAUAUAUGUUAUGAUGGUCGAGAAUUCAUUGGAUAAGUAUUCAGGGGCCUUAUAUUAUAUUACAUUUGGAUUGCUAUGAUCUAUCAUAAACUGUAAUAAUAUAUUUAAAAAAUCCUAAAGUAGGUACUAUAGAAUCGUAUCGUAAAAUUUAUUACUUGCCUUUUUUCCACUUUUUUUCGACUACGGCAAAAAAGUUUACCAUUUUAGUUUGUGGUUGAGUUUGUGGCAAAAGUGACAAAGAAUAUUGAACCCUUUGACCGCCAAAGACGUCAACUGACGCGCGCAACUACCGCCCAAUAUCAACUAAAGAUGCAACGGAUAGUUAUUUGGCCGGAUACCGGAUACACCAUGGCUUGACCAUCGGCCGCCGAAUAUUCGGCCGGCGGAACUACACCGACAUUUUGGUUUUUCAGGUGCGCAUUGUGCAGGUUUGAUAUGUUUUGUAGUGAACGUUCGCGCGGACUAUUAAUUUCUAUGUUCGAAAUGAGUGCGCGUGCAAGUGAGUGAUAUGUUUAAAUUGUUUUAAAAUAAUAAAUGAGUAGUAUUAUGACCGUGACUUUUUUAAAUUCAAUUUGUUUACUCCGACAUUAACCAAAGUUAGUAUCCGGUAUCUGAUGGCCGGAUAGUAUGUGACUAUCCGGUAUCCGACCGGAUAGUAGGUGACUAUCCGGUAUCCGGUCGGAUAUUUAAAAAAGGGCCGGAUAGGCCGGAUACCGGAUAGUAACCGAAUAUCCGAUGCAUCUCUAAUAUCGAUCUUUGUGAAUUCGGACAAGGUUCACGAUGACGCGCCGGACACGACAUGCGACGAGUUGGCGUUAAAAGGGUUACAGUUUGUAAACAUUUUAACUUGUGAUUAUUGAUUUGUAAUAGCGUUAUUUUUAUUUUAUUUUAUUUGAAAAGUUUAAAGGAAGGUUAUAAAGGAACGUUUAAGAGACGAGAACCCGCCGCCAAACAGCCAUCCAUACAAUCGAAGUUAUGCUCUCAUUUUAAAACGAGAUGCUGAAAUAACAUGAACUUGGCAUAACAUUAAAGUGCGCGGUUGUUUUGGUCGGGGAGCCCAAGAGGGGAUUUUUGUAGUUACUCGAGCGCGUCAGAUUAAGAUAUGAGUGAUAUCUUGCUACCCCGCGGAGUCUACCUUUACCACUUUUAGCCGUCUAUGUUGAGCCGUUGGUUGGUGGGGGGUUUAACAAAUCGUUAAGCAGAUUGUGGAUUUGGUCAUUUUAGUCCAAAUUAAUGCUAUAAUUGUGCUAUUACUAAAUCUGACAAUUAUUUGUACGCAUUUCCUUAAUCUGACGAUUACAAUGUGAAAAUCGGAAGUCGAACUGUGUGUGUAUGUGUGGUCGUCAGAUUAAGUAAAUGCGUACAGAUGUCAUAUUAAGUUAUUGAAAAUUUAUAGCAUUAACUUGCACCAAAACGACCAACUCUACAAUCUACUUAACGAUUUUUUAACCCUCCACCAACCCCCCGAAAUUUAAAAAAAUCUAUAGACGCUUUCCUGCUCGCUGGGAAAAGAAAACUAUGUAACCUUUUUUUCUUAUCAUCUAAUCUUUCGAUUCCAAUAGGUCUCUACGACGCUCGAGUAACUACAUAUUUAGCAUAGCCGGCUCCCCAGCUAUUUUAUGCGAUAAACGCAGCGUUGAACGCAUGCGAUCAACGGAAUGUAGUAGAAAUAACAAUGCGUUUACCGCUGCGUUCACCGCGUAAAAUAGUGUCAUUAGAUUGUCUGAUGUAAAAUGGGUGUGCGGCAAACGCUAUGCGUUUAACUCUGCGUUUAUACACACAUAAUACACAUUACAUAUGUAAUACAUUACGGUGUAGACACUUGUUUUGGCCCCAGCUGGCUUUCUCGGCGCGCGGCAGUACGCGAUACACGGCCGUCGUGAACGCUGCUCGCACUAUUAGUGCUUGAGAAAAGACCUAGGCUCUCCGAAACAUGUCGCGCGAGUGACUAAAACAAGUGAGUCUAAACCGUAAAAUGAUUUAAUGUGAAUAGUACCUAUAUGUUGUCUCACAACAGUUUAAAUUCGAUGUAAUACAUUAUAGCGAUUUAUCUAUGAAUUGGUAUUCGUUUUUGUUGUAAUGUAAAGAAAAUAAAGUAGAAUGUGUAACUUGUACUCGCUUGUAUGGCGGCUAGUUUCUUAUGACUCGUAUCCUAAACUAGUAUUUAAAAUAAAAGCGAUUUAAAGAAACAACAAUUAGUACUCUUUGCGACUUUUAUUUAAAGUUUCAUCUACAGUUUAAUAGCACAUAACAUGAUACAUCAAAUUACGUUUACAGACGAUAUUCACUUAUACAUUUCACGAAUCCAUCAAUAAACAAA
Messenger RNA from Cydia strobilella, 7240 nucleotides. RefSeq names its product V-type proton ATPase 116 kDa subunit a 1-like. Gene Ontology annotation, molecular function: proton-transporting ATPase activity, rotational mechanism; ATPase binding. The record is from RefSeq and is a predicted model, not a curated record. The coding region runs from base 168 to 2630 and encodes 820 amino acids. The transcript has 14 exons. Gene Ontology annotation, cellular component: vacuolar proton-transporting V-type ATPase complex; vacuolar proton-transporting V-type ATPase, V0 domain; plasma membrane. NCBI's taxonomy places the organism in Eukaryota, Metazoa, Arthropoda, Insecta, Lepidoptera, Tortricidae. Gene Ontology annotation, biological process: vacuolar acidification; proton transmembrane transport.